AACUUCUGCAAAUACCAUCUUGCAUUUCCAAACAUCCCAAAACAAAAGAAAGCCCGCUUGCAAAGUAAAUUACAAAGCUCACCAAGCAGACUUUCUUCUACUUCUCACACAUAUCAAGCCUCCGGCCAGCAAGCACCACUCUGCAUUUGAAACGCAAGUAUCAAAGAUCAUGACCAAGCGCGGUGUCUUUUCCCUCUCAAUUCUACUUGUUUUUCUCUUCUGUGUUAUUAACACUUUAGCCCAGCCCACCGCGGCUCCAGUCCAAUCCACAGCACCUCCAACCCCACCCGCCAAUGCUCCAGCCAAGCCGGCCAAGCCCCCAACCUCUGCUGCCAAGCCUCCCGCCUCACUUGCCAAGCCUCCAAUCCAAUCAGCCAAGGCGCCAGCCCAGUCCGUCCAAAUACCUGUACAAAAAGGCUCUAUUGACGUCACAAAAAUCCUUGCAAAAGCUCGUGGUUACACAGUCUUUAUCCGCCUCUUAAAGAGCACUGGACUUGCUGCUCAACUAUACGGACAACUCAACAAUUCAAACAAUGGCUUUACCGUCUUUGCACCUACAGAUACGGCAUUUGCAAACCUCAAACCGGGCACUAUAAAUUCCCUAUCUGACCUACAAAAGACCCAGCUAAUACAAUACCACAUCUUGAACUCCGUGAUUGGUCUAUCCAACUUCCAAACACUAAGUAAUCCAGUGCCAACAGAGGCUGGUGAUACUAGCGCCGGGCAAUUCCCACUAAACGUGACCACUGCCGGAAACCAAGUGAACAUCUCGACAGGCCUUGUGAAUACCACAAUGGGUGGUACAAUAUAUUUGGAUAACAAGCUUGCCAUAUAUCGAGUGGACAGUGUGCUUCUUCCGCUGGACAUUUUUUCUCCUACGCCAAAAAAAGCUGCUGCCCCUAAGCCAGCGUUGUCAGAUUCAAAUACUUCAACGACUGCAGCAGAGAGUCCAUCAGGUGGUGGUACUGCUGCUGCUGCUGCUGAUUCUUCUACUACAGGCACCGAUGCUGCCAAAGCAAACGCGUCCGGUGCAGCGAGCCUCAGUACAAACAAGAUGUUGUUACCAAUUGGAAUUGCUAUGGUUGCAUUCUUUGCGAGGAAAGGAACUUGACUGCGAAAUAUAAUUCCCAGCUCGAUUUCCCUUGGUCGUGUGCUUUCACAAUAUUAAUCGGCUUCUUUAAUCUCCUUAUUUCAUGUUUAUUCUACUUUUCUCUCCUUUUUCGUCAGAGUCAUAAACUUUAAAGGAGAUUUUCUUUUCUUUUUCUUUUUUCAGUUUUCUUCAUACCUUCUAUGUAAUUUGUGUGAAUGUUAUUGGGCAUAAUGAUGACUUUUUUUUAAUUUUUACA
Molecule: messenger RNA, 1346 nt
Organism: Carya illinoinensis
Lineage: Eukaryota; Viridiplantae; Streptophyta; Magnoliopsida; Fagales; Juglandaceae
Product: fasciclin-like arabinogalactan protein 12
Exons: 1
Coding region: 170-1111 (313 amino acids)
Source: RefSeq, a predicted model, not a curated record